Angiostrongylus costaricensis is the source of this 3348-nucleotide messenger RNA. NCBI's taxonomy places the organism in Eukaryota, Metazoa, Nematoda, Chromadorea, Rhabditida, Metastrongylidae. The record is from the annotation of a GenBank genome assembly.
AGACAAGCAUCUGCAGUGCUUUCCCUUCUCACGUGCAUGAUGUCUCCAUCCGUUUUACCGUUGCUUCUAGCAUCGUACUCUGCAGUAAGGCAAAAACUAUUAGGUGAGGGUGGAUUAAUGAUGGGACUACGUCCUUCUUUAUUCCAUCUUCUACUUAUCGAAAUGCCAUUAACUGAUCAAUGGUUUAUUUCCAAGCAUCCCGCACUCCACCACUGCCUUGAUAUUGCGAGGAACGUAUUGUAUUUCAGCCACGAUUAUUUUCUUUCGAACUCAAAUUGGCUUGUGCAAAGCAAUUCUCCCAGUUGUAUGUAUGCUGAAGAGCAGCUACAAGCUAUUGAUCUUAAAGAGUGUUUUGUACUAAUUCAUAAAUUCAGAGAGCUCUGUGUGGACUGGCUUUAUGGACUUUUAUCGGGUAUUGACGAAAAUAUAAUAGAAACUCUGUGUUGCCGUCCUGAAUUUGUGAGCAUUCGCAGCACUAUUUUGGCAGCAAUUAUAAAUGGAGAAUUAUACGGAAAGUAUGAGUUCUAUAUUUCAUUCUAUAUGAUUCUAACAAAUAGUCUGGAAAUGGGCCAAUUUCGAUUGCAAUCGUCUUCAUUCGGAACCGAUGAUUUCAUGACGAUAAUUAAAUUUCUUAUCGAUGGAAUCGUCCCUUCAAUGCAAAGAAAUCAGUGGUUUUAUCUCACUGGAGCGUCAACUACAUUGCAACUCAGACUAAUUAGUUACCGUUUUCUUCUUUUUUUUUUUUUAAAGAGGUGGCGUCGACUGUUAACCCAUGCUGCUAAUUACUGCAUCGAGAAUCGCAUGAAAACUCCUCUGGGAAAGCCCAUGGACACAUUCAAUAAGCUUGAAUUACUACGGUUGGCCAAAGAAGUUGUUUCCGGAGUUUCAUCUCAGGCUGCCAAAGUUAAUCACAACCGCCCUAGUGUGAUGUUAUCAAAAGAUAGGGGAACAAAGGAUGUUGAGGAUGGUCUGAGUUUGUCUCGACAGUUCUUUGCGACAAAUAUGGUUAGCUGUCAGGAAUGGCUGUUCAGAACAUAUCCUGUUGCAAUGAUCGUUGCAUAUCAUAACGGAUAUUAUGCACAGAAUGCUAUCAUUUCUUCCGAUAUCUCUUUAAAGGGAACGAUUGAUAGUGUGUCAGCAAACCUUCGUAUUCUUGGACUGCUUGCAAAGCAUGCGGAUUUCCUCCACGAUGUUAUCGACCAAGGUUUGCGAAUCACGAAUGAGCACUUAUGGAAAGAUAUUUUACCACAACUAUUCGCUCGUCUAUCUCAUCCUGUAAAAGAAGUUCGACAAUCACUUUUGGGAUUAUUAUCUAAACUUUGUUGCUCUGCUCCACAUACGGUAGUUUUUCAAGCAGUUGCAGGCUCUUCUUCCAGCAUGUUAGUAGCGAAUGACGAUGAUGUUUUAGAAACUAAUGAAAAGGAUUAUAAUGAAAGCAGUAACAGGGUUACACGCCAUGCAUGUCCUUCUCAGGAGCGAUGUCGCGUGUUGGUGUCGGUGCUUGAGAUGCAUUAUCCUGAACUCGUGAAAGACGUUAGAGAAUUUGUUAAUGAACUGCAGAGGAUAAAUCUUUUGAAUGAGGAGAGGUGGAUGUUUGUUCUUGCUAACCUGGACCAUGAAAUGGAAAAACGUUUGGAUCAAAUUCGUACUGAAACUGAAAAGACGGUAAAUGCAGUACAUCUAGACGAGAAAACCCGGCUGGAAAUCAUCGUUUACCGAAUUCUUGACGACCUAUACGAACGAACAUGCCUUCGAGAGCCGACAACGCAAAAUGAACGCAUGUUCGUGCAAGCAUACGGCGAGAAACUACAGUCGGUGUUCGAACAGUCACGUGCUAAUCGAAAGAGUGCGGAAAAGUCAUGGGCACCAUUCAAACAUGUACAUGCAGAGAUAUACGAAAUGUCAUUUCAUACUCACCAGAUAUCACCCAUUCUUAGCGAGUUAUCAAAGAGCAGAAUUCCAAUUCCGGGUCAAGAGAACAUGGAAUACAGUGAGGUAGUGACAAUUGACCGUGUGCUGAAGAACGUGCUUAUCCUUCCAACGAAGACUAGACCGAAAAAGAUUGCGUUCGUUGGCAGUGAAGGAAAAGAACAUAUAUUUCUUUUCAAAGGACAAGAAGAUCUUCACCUUGAUGAACGAAUUAUGCAAUUAUUGCAUAUUUGUAAUCUUAUGCUUGCUGGUGGAUCAUCUAAGCGCAGCUGGCCUCCAUAUUGCGCUCAUCACUACGCUGUCACUCCAUUGGGGACUCGCUCAGGUCUCAUUCAGUGGGUAAGCGGUGCUACACCCAUGUUUCAUAUCUACAGGAAGUGGCAACUCAGACAAGUUCGUACUAGUUCGCUGUGGAUGAUUCUUAUCAAAGCACAAUUUGCUAAAAAUGUAGAAACGGCCAUCAUUGCCGAUCGUUCAAAGUGGCCACAAAAUCUUCUGAGGGAGGUGUUCGAUUCACUUAUAAAAGAAACACCAAAAGAUCUUAUUAGUCGAGAGUUAUGGAUGCGUUCUGGCAGUUGCGACACAUGGUGGCGUGUGGUGUGCAGGUAUGCGCGUUCAACCGCGGUGAUGUCAAUGAUUGGAGCAAUUCUUGGCCUUGGAGAUAGACAUCUUGACAACGUUCUUGUUAAUCUUGAUCGUGGAGAUGUCGUACAUAUCGACUACAAUAUUUGCUUUGAUAAAGGCAAACAUCUACGAGUUCCAGAAACUGUGCCAUUUCGUCUUACGCAAAACAUCCUUCACGCUCUCGGGCCAACACAAGGAGUAUUUCGUGAAUCGUGUUCACAAGUCCUUUCGACGUUGAGGGAAGGGCGUGAAGUAUUGCUAACAGUUUUGGAUGCAUUUGUGUACGACCCGCUUGUUGACUGGGCUGUCUCUGAUCAUCUAACGGCCUCAUCAGCUGCUGUUGGAGUUGCCGUAACUUUGGCCGUUUAUGGCACGAACUCAAGGGCUGUUGAGGCGAAGCCAGUUGUGCGGGAAAUGUUCUCUAAGUUCUCGACUUGUAAUGAUGCGUUACAGGAGCGAGUAGAAGCUGGGAGACGUCUGAAAUCAUCAAUCGCUCGUCACCACAAUAUAAUCAAAGAUUUCCGUCCUCUUCUCAAAUGUGACGACCGUUUUGUCGACUACAUCCAUGCAUAUCGCGUGCGUUUUUCUGAACCACUUGUCAAGGCACAUCAGUUGUUGGACGCAGAAUCUCUGGAUUUAGACGCUUGUCUUCAUUCUCGUCCACACCACAAGCAGCAGCAGGAACAGAAUGUACACGCUAACAACGUUGUGAGAAGAGUUCGGGCUCGCCUAGAAGGCCGCACUGAGCCGUCUGACCCACAUAAAAUAGUUGGCACGAAUGAGCAAGUACGCUAG